UUUUCGAACUCCCAAAGGCAGAGGGAAUAGACAGACAGGGUACAUUCCCCAUUUCUUCCUUCCCCCCAAACCCUAGCGCCCCCGCCGCUCCAGUCCCUCCCCCCUCGCCGUCGUGCCCAUGGCGAAGACGCGGCCGCCCAAGAAGAUCCUCGAGUCCUACACCAUCAAGGGGUCCGACAAAGUCAUCAAGCCUGGGGACUGUGUGCUAAUGAGAUCGGUUGAUACAUCAAAGCCACCCUACGUGGCAAGAAUUGAAUCAAUUGAGGCAGCAGGGUCUCGAGGCACAAAUGUGAGAGUACGGGUCCGAUGGUACUACCGGCCAGAGGAAUCCAUGGGUGGGAGGCGACCAUUUCAUGGUUCCAAGGAGGUAUUCCUCUCUGACCACUAUGAUGUACAGAGUGCUGACACUAUAGAGGGAAAAUGCAAUGUUCACAGCUUCCGUAGCUAUACAAAGCUUGAUUCUGUCAAUGCUGAGGACUACUUCUGUCGCUUUGAGUACAAAUCGGCUUCAGGCAGUUUUGUGCCCGACCGUAUAGCUGUGUUUUGCAAGUGUGAGAUGCCAUACAAUCCUGAUGACCUUAUGAUCCAAUGUGAGGAAUGCUCUGACUGGUUUCACCCUUCUUGUAUUGGAAUGACCAUUAAAGAAGCAAAGAAACGCGAGCACUUUUUCUGCCAGAGCUGUACCACUGAAGGACAUGGGAAGACGGCUGAGAAUUCUCAUGAAGCUACGGCGCAGUCAGAAGAAAAGCCGGUGGAGUCGAAAAGGCGGAGAAGGUGAUUGGCCCUGGAUUAAUUUAUGGAAUUUUCACACGGAUGUACAAACUACACGGCCUUUCUGUAGUCUUUGAGGUCUCUGAUGUUAUUUGCCAUGGCAGUCUGACCCUUUUGGUCAGGCAUGCGGUGUACAUAACUUUGCAACCUCUGAUUGUUGUAUUAGGAGAAGACGAUAGUCUGCAUGCUAGUGUUGCCAGUGUCAACUAUCAAGGUCCGUGUUGGGCUUUAGGGCUCCUGUGUGAUCCAGAAGUAUCAUGCAGCUGCCCCUUGCCCGUUUAAGUUUGUGAGAGUCGGUCGAACCUUGUAUCGCCAAGUGGAAUUUAUUUCUUCCUUUUUGAAGAGAUUCGUAGUCGAUGCAGCAUCUCUGUC
Messenger RNA from Brachypodium distachyon (stiff brome), 1143 nucleotides. Its product is annotated as chromatin remodeling protein EBS. NCBI's taxonomy places the organism in Eukaryota, Viridiplantae, Streptophyta, Magnoliopsida, Poales, Poaceae. The transcript has 5 exons. The record is from RefSeq and is a predicted model, not a curated record. The coding region runs from base 119 to 778 and encodes 219 amino acids. Gene Ontology annotation, molecular function: chromatin binding.